Messenger RNA from Cyclopterus lumpus (lumpfish), 3906 nucleotides. It is a transcript of the gene dnmt3ab, whose product is annotated as DNA (cytosine-5-)-methyltransferase 3 alpha b. Gene Ontology annotation, cellular component: nucleus; cytoplasm. Lineage: Eukaryota; Metazoa; Chordata; Actinopteri; Perciformes; Cyclopteridae. The record is from RefSeq and is a predicted model, not a curated record. The transcript is spliced from 21 exons. The coding region runs from base 160 to 3036 and encodes 958 amino acids. Gene Ontology annotation, molecular function: methyltransferase activity. Gene Ontology annotation, biological process: negative regulation of DNA-templated transcription.
GGAGAGAAGAGGGAUCAUCUCUCAUUUCUUUUUUUUUUUUUUUUUUUGUUGCGUUUGAGUUUCGUUUCACCUCAUCGUCUACAUCGCCCCACCCCGUUAAUCACAUACCCCCCCCCCUCCCCCCCCCCCCAAAAAAAAAGCCCCAGGAAGGACUCAACGAUGCCGUCCAACACCGUCACCAACACCAACAACAACACCAACAACAACAUCCCGGCAUUCAAAGGAUCCGACUAUGCCGAUUCACCUGGAAACAGAGUGGCCGAGAGCUGUGGCUCUCUCAAAGGCGUCGCCGUGGGCAACAGCCACGCCGGAGCGGGGAGGCCGACCGCGGCGCAGGUCCACAACGGAGACGCCGGCGCUCACAGAGGCAGGACGUCCGACGCCCGCUUCCCCAAACAGGAGGAGAAGAGGGACGCGGAGAACGGGAUCCCCGGGGACCCGCCCCCCCGCCGGGUGGAGGACGGCUCCCGGGGUCGGAGCCCGAGUCCGUCCCCGGAGGAGAACGGGUUCCAGCUCGGCCGGGAAGACCAGCAGGACUCGGAGAGGGACAAGGACGACGGCUCGGCGACGCCGUGCAAGAAGCGGGGGAGGCGGAAACUGGAGCGCCCGACGAAAUAUGUGGAGCACAAGGAGGAGGACAGGCGCGAUGCAGUCAAGACCGAGCUUAAACAGGGAGGUCGAGGCAGGAGGGGAGAUGGUUGGGAGAUCGGCCUACGUCAGAGGCCCAUGCCCAGAAUAACCUUCCAGGCUGGUGACCCUCAUUUCAUUAGCAAGAGGACCAGAGAGGAAUGGCUGGCCAAGUGGAAGAUGGAGGCAGAACAAAAGUCCAAACUGAUGUCAGCGAUGAACGCGAUAAAGGAUCCCGAGGAGAACGAAGCGGAGACUCAGGUAGAAGACGUCUCGGUAAUCAAGCACCCGUCACCUGUAAAGCAGCAGCCUCAGGUGCACACUCAGUCACAGCCUCAGUAUCAACAGCAAUCGCAGUCGUCGCUGCCACAACAACAACAACAACAACAACAACAACAUCAGCAGCAGUCGCCUCAGCAGCCGACUGACCCCGCCUCCCCCACCGUGGCCACGACCCCUGAGCCCGUCGCCAUCGGAGGUGGAGACAAGACGUCCCCCAAGCCUGCGGACACGGAGCCCGAGUACGAGGACGGUCGUGGUUUUGGCAUCGGCGAGCUGGUCUGGGGAAAGCUUCGAGGGUUCUCGUGGUGGCCGGGCCGCGUCGUGUCCUGGUGGAUGACGGGGCGGAGCAGAGCUGCCGAGGGGACCAGAUGGGUGAUGUGGUUUGGAGACGGAAAAUUCUCAGUGGUUUGCGUAGAGAAACUCAUGCCUUUAAGCUCCUUCGAUAAUGCCUUUCACCAACCGACUUACAACAAGCAGCCCAUGUACAAGAAAGCCAUCUACGAGGUGCUGCAGGCGGCCAGCAGCCGGGCAGGGAAAGCCUUCAUAUCCUGCCCCGACAGCGACGAGACAGAAAGCUCUAAAUCUGUAGAGAUGCUGAACAAGCAGAUGAUCGACUGGGCCAUGACGGGAUUUCAACCCACUGGACCGAAGGCCUUAGAGCCCCCAGAAGAGGAGCGUAACCCAUACAAAGAGGUGUACCCUGAGAUGUGGGCGGAGCCUGAAGCGGCGGCAUAUACCCCUCCUCCAGCCAAGAAGCCUCGCAAAAGCACAGCGGAGAAGCCCAAGGUCAAGGAAAUCAUCGACGAGAGGACACGAGAACGGCUCGUUCAAGAAGUGAGACAAAAGUGCCGCAGCCUAGAGGACAUCUGCAUCUCCUGCGGAAGUCUGAACGUGAGCCUGGAGCACCCGCUGUUCGCAGGAGGAAUGUGCCAGGGCUGUAAGAACUGCUUCCUCGAAUGCGGUUAUCAAUAUGACGACGACGGAUACCAGUCGUACUGCACGAUCUGCUGCGGAGGGCGAGAGGUGCUCAUGUGCGGAAACAACAACUGCUGUCGGUGUUUCUGCGUGGAGUGCGUCGACCUCCUGGUGGGUCAGGGCGCCGCCCACGCAGCCAUCAACGAGGACCCGUGGAACUGCUUCAUGUGCGGUCAGAAGGACGUGUUCGGCCUCCUGGUGCGCCGCGCCGACUGGCCCAACCGACUGCAGCACUUCUUUGCAAAUAACCAUGACCAGGAUUUUGAUGCACCAAAGCUUUACCCCCCGGUCUCGGUGGAGAAGAGGAAGGCCAUUCGUGUCCUGUCGCUAUUUGACGGCAUAGCAACCGGGCUGUUGGUGCUGAAAGAACUGGGCAUCCGAGUGGAUCGCUAUAUAGCUUCCGAAGUGUGCGAGGACUCCAUCACGGUGGGCAUCGUGCGGCAUCAGGGUCGCAUCAUGUAUGUCGGCGACGUGAGGAACGUCACGCGCAAGCACAUACAGGAGUGGGGUCCCUUUGACCUAGUUAUUGGAGGAAGCCCAUGCAAUGACCUCUCUAUAGUCAACCCCGCUAGGAAAGGUCUUUUCGAGGGCACCGGACGCCUGUUCUUUGAGUUUUACAGGCUGCUGCACGAGGCCCGGCCCAAGGAGGGGGAGAACCGGCCGUUCUUCUGGCUCUUUGAAAACGUGGUCGCCAUGGGCGUCAGCGACAAGAGGGACAUAUCUCGCUUUUUAGAGUGCAACCCGGUGAUGAUCGAUGCCAAGGAGGUGUCCGCCGCCCACCGCGCCCGCUACUUCUGGGGGAACCUCCCCGGCAUGAACAGGCCUUUGAGUGCGAUGUACAAUGACAGGGUGGACCUCCAGGACUGUCUAGAACACGGCAGAACAGCGAAGUUCGGCAAGGUGAGGACCAUCACCACCAGGUCCAAUUCCAUCAAGCAGGGCAAGGACCAGCACUUCCCCGUGUACAUGAACGAGAAGGAAGACAUCCUGUGGUGCACCGAGAUGGAGAGGAUCUUCGGCUUCCCGGUCCACUACACGGACGUGUCCAACAUGAGCCGACUGGCGAGGCAGCGUCUCCUGGGCCGGUCGUGGAGCGUCCCGGUGAUCCGCCACCUGUUCGCGCCGCUCAAAGAUUACUUCGCCUGCACUUGAACAAGCGAGAGAGAGAGAGAGAAAGAGAGAGAGAGAGAGAAGAGAAGAAAACGGUCGCUCAUAAAAAAAAUAAAAAAUAAACAUUUAGGAAAACCCUGCAACUCGUACGUUGCCGACUAGAAUUAAGAGGCCUCGAUCCUUUUUCUUCUUCUCUCGAAUUAUACUCCCGUGUGAUUCGCGAGCGUGGGAAAACGUCGACGUAGAUUUUCCGCAUUUAUUUCUCGCGUUUUGAAAAUGUUCAUUCUUAUUCUAUUUAAAUUUCUUUUUUGAUAUGUCAUUUUACCUUCUUUUAUUACAUUUUUUUUUUUUUUUUAGCAGUGUUAUCAAAGUGUUGUCGGUUGGGUUUCGUGCGAGCUAUACUUGACGGUGACUGAUUCCCACCUGCAGGGGGCGGCCGUGCUUCCGGUCGCUGAGCCUCACACAGGUGUGACGACGGAGGGGAGGGGGCGGGGCUAUUCUCCUCAGUGUUUAAGAAUCCAAAACACCAGAUCACAUAUACCUCUUUGUUUACAGUUUCUACACACAACUGAAGGUAAUAAAGGUACUACUGUAAUAUGGUUACAAUACCAUGGUGCUUCAAAGGGUGACGGGAAACAUCACGCGCCCGGGUGGAGACAAUACAGAGCUCCUUUGUUAAACCUGACAACAACAACAACAACAAAUAGAAGCAAUGUGGGCUUGAUUUUGAGAAAGAAAAAAACAAUUAUGUUCUGUGUUGACUGUGCGAUGCAGAAAUAGAGCGUUUGCUCUUUUUCUUUCUGCAUUGCACAGCUUUUAUUUACAUUUUUUAUUAUCCACACAGUUUGUAAUGGUGCUCGUUUUAAUCUCUCAGGCUCACUGCCGCCCCCCCCCCCCCCCCCCCCCCCCCCC